This is a messenger RNA of Quercus robur (English oak), 1650 nucleotides long. RefSeq names its product THO complex subunit 3. The coding region runs from base 97 to 1071 and encodes 324 amino acids. Gene Ontology annotation, biological process: mRNA export from nucleus. Gene Ontology annotation, molecular function: protein binding. Lineage: Eukaryota; Viridiplantae; Streptophyta; Magnoliopsida; Fagales; Fagaceae. The transcript has 11 exons. Gene Ontology annotation, cellular component: THO complex part of transcription export complex. The record is from RefSeq and is a predicted model, not a curated record.
UCGCCCGAAUAAUAACCCGGUAGAGCUUGAAAUUGAAAAUCCUGAGUCCGAGUGAGUGAAGAGGAAGUGGCGCAAGAGAAAGAGAAAGAAGAGGAGAUGGAGGGAACAAGUACAGCAGUACCAUUCAAGAACCUCCAUAGUCGAGAGUAUCAAGGUCACAAGAAGAAGGUGCAUUCGGUGGCUUGGAAUUGCACCGGCACAAAGCUCGCUUCCGGUUCUGUCGAUCAAACCGCUCGACUUUGGCACAUUGAGCCACACGGCCAUGGUAAGGUUAAGGAUAUUGAAUUGAAGGGUCACACUGAUAGUGUAGAUCAGCUGUGUUGGGAUCCCAAACAUGGCGAUCUAAUUGCUACUGCAUCCGGUGACAAGACUGUUCGUUUGUGGGACGCUCGAAGUGGAAAAUGCUCAAUGCAGACAGAACUCAGUGGGGAGAACAUUAACAUCACUUACAAACCUGAUGGUACACACAUAGCUGUUGGUAAUAGGGUAUGUUCUACAGUCCUGUUUCAGGAUGAUGAAUUGACAAUACUGGAUGUUCGGAAAUUUAAACCAAUGCAUAAGCGCAAGUUCAGUUAUGAGGUAAAUGAGAUUGCGUGGAACAUGACAGGGGAGAUGUUCUUCUUGACAACUGGAAAUGGUACUGUUGAAGUACUAGCAUACCCAUCUCUGCGACCACUUGACACCCUCGUGGCUCAUACAGCUGGUUGCUAUUGUAUAGCAAUUGAUCCAAUGGGAAGAUAUUUUGCUGUUGGAAGUGCUGAUUCCCUAGUAAGCCUGUGGGAGAUAUCGGAGAUGCUCUGUGUGCGAACAUUUACAAAACUUGAAUGGCCUGUCCGCACAAUAAGCUUUAAUUACACUGGAGAUUAUAUUGCUUCUGCCAGUGAAGACUUGUUUAUUGAUAUAUCAAACGUUCAUACUGGACGAACAGUGCAUCAGAUACCAUGUCGGGCCGCUAUGAACAGUGUGGAAUGGAAUCCUAAGUACAAUUUACUCGCGUAUGCUGGGGAUGACAAGAACAAAUAUCAGGCUGAUGAAGGUGUUUUUAGAAUAUUUGGCUUUGAAAGCCCCUAACAUCUAGGGCAGAGAGUUAACUGAGAGAGAGUUGUAACCCAUAGAUGUUCUUCACCUUUCUCCAAGGGACAAGUUGUCAAAUGUAUUUUUUAAAUUAUCAUCAUUCAAUUUGUGUUCAGUGCUUUUUCAUGCAUAUUCCAAGUCAAAUGAGACGAAUCCAGUUGUAACCAUCGGCAAUGAGUAAAACUUUUUUUUUUUUUUUUUUUUAAUAGCCAAAAUCUGGCACACAAAAGCUAUAUGAAAACAAGCCCAAAUUUGUGUUCAGUGCUAUAUUUUUCAUGCCCAAGUCAAAUGAGACGAAUUCAGUUGUAAACCAUCUGCAAUUGAAUGAGUAAAACUAUUUUUUUAAUAGCCAAAAUCUGGCACACAAAAGCUAUAUGGAAAACAAGCCCAAAUAGGCAAUUCAAUGAAUAGAGAACUGUUAUAAAAAAUAAAAUAAAAAUUUAUUGAAUAGAGAACUAAAUUUCAUUGCAAAGGAAGAAGGGAGAAGCACACGGGCAGUGUGGUGUUGAAACUAAAAUUGAAAAUGCUACAAAAUCCUCAAACCCAGUUUCUUAAAAAAAAAAAAAAAAAAAAGAA